GGCAGAAUAAAAAGGAAAUUGUGGAUAAUGUGGUAGAAAAUGUACUAAAGUGAUCCCAAGCAAUCGCCAACUUGCGUAAUUUUGCACACAUGUCCAUCAUCAAGUGCAUUCACAGCAGCAUAGAAAGCACGUCAGAAGGGCACUUGCGUAAAGCGAGCGCAGGAUUUCUACGUAAGGUCUUGUACAACAAAUGUGCACAACUCCACACGCUCCUGGAGGUACGUGCGCCUGUGUUCUCGUGUGUUCCCUUAUUUUGUCAUUAACAGAGCGAUUGCUUAACACUUGUGUAACUUUAAUGAAUGGCUUGACUUUUGACUCAAAUAUCCUACUGGGACACAUUUUGAGUUACUCAACCCACGCGAGGUAUUGUCAGAAGAGCCCUUCUAGCAGAGAAAGCAUAAUAGCAGAGAAAACGGUUCGCACGGUUUGUCCUUGGUUUUUGAACACCAGUCACUUCAAGGUAAAUGUUUGAGGUGUAAGUGUAGUGUCAGGUCUUAUAAGAUCUAGGUAACCAGUGUCCAGUGAGUAUGUUUUAUUAUUCUAACGGUAGGCAGCGGCAGGGCAUUGGCCAGUUUCAUGCAUCGAAUUAGGCAACAAUACUUCUGCAUUGUUCAAAGCAUACCGCUAGAGGGCACCAUAGCUCCUCGGAAUUGGUAGCACUACCUACCUCUUCUUUAUCCUGAUAUGAUAGGUUUAUAGUAGUACAUAAAACGAUUAAUAGUUACCAAAUGACAAUGAUAAACGAAUAGAUUGGUCCUGUCUUGCAUGAAUAGAUUGGUCCUGUCCAUGUCUGUCCUGAGUCCUCUUAAUGACCAUGUAUGUCUGGCUUUGCAUGGGAUAGAUUUUCUCAACUGAGAUGGGUCCAGUAUAGUAGGCCCAUGACACUGUGUUAUGUAGCCUAAUAUAAGUAUACAAAAUGAACGUGCAAAAAGUUGAAUAUGUACCAAACUGUGAAAUAUCAGGUUGAAGUACAGGACAAUGGCGGAGCAGGUGUCCAUCCCAGUGGAGGAGGUGGUGGUGGCGGUGGAGGAGGAGGAGGCCUUCAUCACCAACCUGGACAUCUUCCUCCUCUCCCUGCUGGUUGGCGUGCUCACCUACUGGUUCCUCAGCCGCAAGAAGCCGCCCCCUCAGGAGCUCCCUACCAUGAGGAUCAUCCCCUCUGUGGUAACACCCAUGAGGGAAACCAGCUUCAUCGAGAAGAUGAAGAAAACAAGCCGUAACAUCGUGGUGUUCUAUGGCUCUCAGACGGGUACCGCAGAGGCCUUCGCCACUCGGCUGGCUAAGGACGCCCAGAGAUACGGCCUGAAGGGAAUGCCCGCCGACCCAGAGGAGUACGAUAUGUCAGAGCUGCCGCGGCUGACGGAGAUUGAGAACUCUCUGGCCGUUUUCUGCAUGGCCACGUAUGGGGAGGGAGACCCCACGGAUAACGCCCAGGACUUCUUCGACUGGCUGCAGGCCGCAGACGACAGCAUGCAGGGAGUCAAUUACGCCGUGUUUGGCCUGGGCAAUAAGACGUAUGAGCACUUCAAUGCCAUGGGGAAGUAUGUGGACCGCAGACUUGCAGAGCUUGGAGGCAAGCGAGUGUUUGACCUGGGCGUCGGGGACGAUGAUGGCAACCUGGAGGAGGACUUCAUGUCCUGGAGGGAGCUGUUCUGGCCGGCUGUGUGUGAGCUGCUAGGAGUGGACGCCACCGGAGAGGACUGCUGCGUGCGUCAGUUUGAGCUGGUGAGCCACACGGACAUCAACAUGAACCUGGUCUUCACCGGAGAGAUGUCCCGCCUCCGCAGCUACCAGAACCAGAGAUCGCCCUUUGAUGCCAAGAACCCUUUCCUGGCCACUCUUACUGCCAACCGCAAGUUAAAUAAGGGCGGCUCACGCCAUCUGAUGCAUCUAGAGCUGGAUAUUUCAGGAUCCAAACUCAGGUAUGAUGCUGGGGACCACGUGGCCAUCUAUCCCACCAAUGAUGCUGCCCUGGUGGACAGACUGGGGGAAGUGCUGGGGGUGGACCUGGAUGCCCUCUUCUCCCUCAAUAACCUGGAUGAGGAGUCCAAUAAGCGUCACCCCUUCCCGUGCCCCACCUCCUACCGCACGGCGCUCAGCCACUACCUGGACGUCACCAGCCCCCCGCGCACCAACGUCCUGUACGAGCUGGCCCAGUACGCAGCCGACCCCCAGGACCAGGACAUGAUGAGGAAGAUGGCCUCCGUCACACCCGAGGGCAAGGCGUUGUACCAGAGCUGGGUGCUGGAGCCCCAGAGGCACAUCCUUGCCAUGCUGGAGGACAUCCGCACGCUGAGGCCCCCUGUGGACCACUUGUGUGAACUGCUGCCAAGGUUACAGCCACGGUACUACUCCAUCGCCUCUUCUGGCAAGGUCCACCCGACGUCGGUGCACGUCUGCUGCGUGGUGGUGGAGUACACAACCUCAACGGGGCGCACCAACAAGGGCGUGGCCACCACCUGGCUCCGGAACAAGAUGGCCGACGGCACCGACAACGGCCACCCCGAAGCGGCGCUGGUGCCCCUCUACGUGCGCAAGUCCCAGUUCCGCCUGCCCUUCAAGCCCAGCACGCCCAUCGUCAUGAUCGGGCCGGGCACGGGCAUCGCUCCCUUCAUGGGCUUCCUGCAGGAGCGCGUCUGGCAGAAGGAGCAAGGUAAAGACGUAGGUGAGACGGUGUUGUAUUACGGCUGUCGCCAUAGAGACGAGGACUUCCUGUACCAGGAGGAGCUGGAGGAGCUGGAGAGGGGGGGCGUCCUGACACAGCUGAACGUGGCCUUCUCCAGAGACCAAGAACACAAGGUCUACGUCCAGCAUCUGAUGAAGAAGAACAAAGAGCACCUGUGGAAGCUGAUCCACACACAGAAUGCACACCUCUAUGUCUGUGGGGAUGCCCGUAACAUGGCGCGCGACGUGCAGAGUGCACUGCACCAGGCGGCUGAGGAGGUGGGUGGCCUGACGCACACACAGGCCGUCGACUACUUCAAGCGCCUCAUGACGAAAGGACGCUAUUCACAAGACGUGUGGAGCUGAGGGCUGAGGGCUGAGGACAACACCACCCACCACCACCCUCCCAAACGUUUCUGGAAUGGCCUGGGUGCCUAGUACUGAUGCUUUUUCAUGUCGUGUCCAACUAUGGAUGAGCUACCUAGGGUGGCCAACUUUGACAGACCUGGACAUUUCAACAACCCAGUCGACCCUUUCUCUUGUAAGCAAUGACACUCUUCAUUUAGAGUCCAGGGAAAUACAGUAUAUAUACACACCACUCAUUGGUGCCAUGGGUUGUCUGCUAUCCACAACCCGACUUAAACUGCUUAUAAUUCACCCUCUGGAAACUUUUUUAUCAUCAUUAUAUACCCUACCUCACGUUACAGGUACAAAAGAUACAGGAAAAACAGUAUGCUGUAUAUCGUUCAUCAAAGUUUACCAUCACCCUCAUUACCACUCUCAACAAAAUGAUCUGUUGUUUAUUAUGGAAAUCACAAGAACUACUAUAGUGGUUUCUGGUUACCAUCUUACUCAUCGGCAAACAUAGGACAACUGAUUUCCACAUGGUUGACCCUAUCCUUAUCGGCAGUCACUGGCUCUUUCAGGAGGCUGGUGCUGAAAUGUGUUAAUGCGCCAUGAGCAAGUGGCUUGCAUCGUUGCGUGAGUGGCUUGCAUCGAGUAUCGUUGUUAGAGGUCUCUCUGUGACUGUAAUGAAACACACACACCCCCACAUCCUGUUGCUGUGGUCAUACACGCUUUCAACACAGCAUCAUCGUCCUCGCUCAUCCCCCUGCAGUCAGUUCCGUAACCAACCUCACAUAACCUCAUAGUGGAACCAAGUGUUUCCUCCUGGUGUAUUAAUAAGUAAACUCUUGGCCAACAGUACUUCCAUUCUGCACUCUCCUACUCAGCACUACUUCCCCAUAUGGAGGACUGUGUUUCCCUAUAUCAGAUGGCAGUGGUGUGGAUCGGCACUGCCCUCACGAUCCGAUUCGAUCACGAUUCGGGAGGUAGCGAUUCGAUUCGAUUCUAUGCGAUCCGAUCCGAUGCAAUUCUACAAUGCAUUGCAAUUACAAUACAUUUCUACUGAAAGCAAAGCAAAUGUUUAAUCAGUCAUGAUGAGGCAAUACAAGUAGUCAGAUACUGAGUAACAAUUUAUUGGCAGUUUUCUGUAUCAGUCUGUAUCAGUCUUGCAAUGUUUUGAAGUGCUUUUAUUUUUUAUUUAACAUUCAUUUGCUCCCGAAAUACGAUGGAAGUAAUUGAAACUUUAAAAAAUUGCCGGAUCGAUUCUGGAUCGUCCAUGCCCCACAUUGGAUUGCAUCGCCGAAUCGAUCAUUGUUGACACCACUAUCAGAUGGCACCUGUUUCUAUGGUAAAUAUGAAAGGGAACGGCGUUUGUUUUCACUUUGUGGUGUUUUUUGUUUUGACUGCCAUCACAUUUUCAUGGGUGCCACCAGAGCAGAGAGACUGGGAAAUUUGCAACAGAUGUGAUGUGUGCCUUAAAUGUUUUAUUUCAAGUGUACGACACAAAAAA
This is a messenger RNA of Engraulis encrasicolus (European anchovy), 4519 nucleotides long. It is a transcript of the gene pora, whose product is annotated as P450 (cytochrome) oxidoreductase a. Gene Ontology annotation, cellular component: cytosol. Gene Ontology annotation, molecular function: flavin adenine dinucleotide binding; NADPH-hemoprotein reductase activity; FMN binding. Lineage: Eukaryota; Metazoa; Chordata; Actinopteri; Clupeiformes; Engraulidae. The record is from RefSeq and is a predicted model, not a curated record. The coding region runs from base 979 to 3030 and encodes 683 amino acids. The transcript is spliced from 15 exons. Gene Ontology annotation, biological process: response to hormone.